Messenger RNA from Ailuropoda melanoleuca (giant panda), 605 nucleotides. RefSeq names its product zinc finger and BTB domain-containing protein 7B. Gene Ontology annotation, molecular function: DNA-binding transcription factor activity, RNA polymerase II-specific; RNA polymerase II cis-regulatory region sequence-specific DNA binding. NCBI's taxonomy places the organism in Eukaryota, Metazoa, Chordata, Mammalia, Carnivora, Ursidae. The record is from RefSeq and is a predicted model, not a curated record. The transcript has a single exon. The annotation marks the transcript as partial. Gene Ontology annotation, biological process: positive regulation of gene expression; regulation of transcription by RNA polymerase II.
CCGCCCCCUCGGCCGGUCGCCCGCCGCAGCCGCAAGCCCCGAAAAGCUUUCCUGCAGACCAAGGGGGCCCGGGCGAACCACUUGGUGCCCGAGGCGCCCACGGCGCCUGCCCAUCCCUUGACCUACGAGGACGAGGAGGUGGCGGGCAGAGUGGGCGGCAGUGCGGGCAGCGGGCUGGGGGACAGCUACAGCCCUCCAGCGGGGACUGCUUCACCCCCUGAGGGGCCCCUGGGUUACGAGCCCUUCGAGGGUGAGGAAGAAGAAGAGGAGCUGGUGUACCCUUCUGCCUACGGGAUGGCGCAGGGAGGUGGGCCCCCGCUGUCCCCGGAGGAGCUGGGCUCUGAUGAGGACGCCAUCGAUCCCGACCUGAUGGCCUACCUGAGCUCGCUGCACCAGGACGCCCUGGCGCCGGGCCUGGACGGCCAGGACAAGCUGGUGCGCAAGCGCCGCUCCCAGAUGCCCCAGGAGUGCCCGGUCUGCCACAAGAUCAUCCACGGGGCAGGCAAGCUGCCACGCCACAUGAGGACCCACACGGGGGAGAAGCCCUUCGCCUGUGAAGUCUGCGGUGUGCGCUUCACCCGGUGAGCCCCAGGGGGGAAGGGACC